Molecule: messenger RNA, 1635 nt
Organism: Miscanthus lutarioriparius
Lineage: Eukaryota; Viridiplantae; Streptophyta; Magnoliopsida; Poales; Poaceae
Source: the annotation of a GenBank genome assembly
AUGCCACCGCAGGAUUUCGGCAUGGUUGAUUCUGUUCAUGACAACAUUGUGCUGAACAAGUGUAUCAAGGACAUCCUUGCACUAAUCAAACCAGUAGAGGAUGAUAGAAGCAAGCGGCUAUCCACAAUUCAGGAGCUGGAAAAUUGUAUCCAUUCUCUUGCAUCUCUGUCAGGUGCUGCUGUGAAACCUUUUGGAUCCUUUGUAUCAGAUCUUUACUCAAAAUCAGGUGUUACUGGAUACAUGCAGUUCAUUCCACAUGCAAGAGUUCCAGUCCUUCAAUAUGUCAGCAACCGCUUUGGCAUCUCCUGUGAUAUAUCAAUUGACAACUUUGUUGGUCGGAUUAAGUCCAAAAUCUUCUACUGGAUCAAUACUUUAGAUGAGCGGUUUGGUGAUAUGGUUUUGCUGAUCAAGGAAUGGGCAAAAGCUCAAAACAUUAACGAUCCAAAGAGUGGGUCCCUCAACUCUUAUUCACUUUGCCUACUUGUCCUCUUUCAUUUUCAGACAUCCGAGCCACCAAUUCUACCACCUCUGAAUGAGAUUUAUGAAGGGAACAUUACAGGAGAUGUUACAGAAGCGGCACUUUAUAAUGACCAACAUCUUGAUGAGGUUGAAGAUCCAGUUGAGAGACCUGAUAAUGCUGCUAGAGCAGUUAGUAUGAAAGGCCUUGACCGCAUUGCUAGUGCAUUCAAUGAUGCUUGUCACAAGUUUUACUCCCUGGAACAUAUUGACCGGAAUGGGGCGCUGUUGUGUACCCCUGUUGUUGGCUUGAAACUUGGUGGGAAAGUCAUAGCAAACCCUUACCCAAAAACUCCACAAAGGAAUAAUCAGCAUACCAGAAAUGGAGGACGGGCUGGGCGUGAUCAAGGUCAAGCACCCAGAGCCAGAGGGUUUGCUGGAAUCAGAUCAGUCCAUAAAGACCCACUAGCGAAUACUGCACAUGAAACAGCAGUACAGUAUCGCAACCAUCCGCAGGCUACAACAGUUCGACAAACAGCCAUACCAUACACAGGCCGUAAUCUACAAACUCAUACUACAGUGCAUCAGACCAUGCCUUACCAGAAUCAUAUUGUUCCACAGGUGUAUCCUACUUGGCCCCAAACAGCUGAACCGUACCAGAAUCAUAAUAAGCAGGUUUAUGCUACUGGGUUGCAAACAACAGCCAUACCAUACACAGGCCGUAAUCUACAAACUCAUACUACAGUGCAUCAGACCACGCCUUACCAGAAUCAUAUUGUUCCACAGGUGUAUCCUACUUGGUCCCAAACAGCUGAACCGUACCAGAAUCAUAAUAAGCAGGUUUAUGCUACUGGGUUGCAAACAGGGCCAUACCAAAGCCAUAAUCAGGUCUAUGCUUCAAGAUUCCAAACAGGACCAUACCAGAGUCGUCGUCAUCAGGUUUAUAGAGCACCCGGAGGAACAUAUCAGAUCCACAAUCGGCAGGCGUAUAAUGCAGGGUUCCAAACCGACAGUCUGCACCAGAAUCAGCAGCGGCGAAAGGGAUAUACAUCAAACCAUCAGACUAACAGGCAUGCUGCGAUGGCAGCGAGGUAUGAGCCUGUUCGUGGACAGUUGAACAACGGAUCGACAUGGGACUCAAGGUCCCAAGCAGCAGACAGUGCAGCUUCGCAAAGAUAG